Mustela erminea (ermine) is the source of this 2077-nucleotide messenger RNA. RefSeq names its product translation initiation factor IF-2-like. The record is from RefSeq and is a predicted model, not a curated record. The coding region runs from base 203 to 1132 and encodes 309 amino acids. The transcript has 2 exons. Lineage: Eukaryota; Metazoa; Chordata; Mammalia; Carnivora; Mustelidae.
UGCAGAGCCCGCGUGUUUUCCGCGUGUCCUGUGCCCGGCAUGUGCCCCUGCAGGGGGAUCGCGGGCGCAGCCGCUGAGGUCAGGCCUGAGAGCACCGGCUCUGCUGUCCACAGUCAGCCGCUGUCACGAAGCUCGGGGACAGCAUCUGUGUGCCGCGGCCUCUGCCGGGCGCUCACAAGGCCCGUGUGCCCCAUGCCCUCCCAUGUCCCCCUGUGUCCCCCACGUCCCCCACAUGUCUCCGCACGUUCCCCCGGGAAUCUCUCCCCACCACCUACAGCCCGCAGUCUUUCCGCUGGCGAGGAGGGGGCAAGGAAGCCGGGCACGCCCUGCCCGGGUGCCGCUUGCUUUCGAGCCCAGGCCUGGUGCUGGCCGGGCCGCCGCAUGGAGCUCGGUCCUCACUUGUCAUCGCCACCUGGGAGUCCACCUGGCUUCCAAUAAAUCACACCCCGGACAGCAGCCCAGGGAUGUGGGCCCUGAUUUCCUCUCCACCGCCGAUAACAACAGACAAUUGAUUUCCUGUCCAAAGCUGGGUUCUCCAGCGAAAUUAAAAGAGUCAGAGAAGAGUCAGCGGGGCCGUGCGCGUGGGCACCGGCAGACUUCCCAGACGGAGAGUUCCCACACGUGCGCACACGUGGCCAGGCCUGCACGUUUGGAUGGCGAGGAAGAGAAGGAAGGGACUAGGUCUUCUGGUGCAAACGCGCAGACUCCAGGACACGCACCUGUCUUCCCUCCGCCCUCCCUCUGCUACCGCCUGGGGUCCACACUGUGUGCUGGCCGGCCUGUCCCCGGGGGUGCAGCGAGUGGCCCCGGGUUUUCGCCUCCACGGUGGUCACCGUCAUCCCACAGACAGGGCGCCUCCAUGUGGGGAGAGGGAGAGGGUCGAGCGCUUCCAGAGCAGGGGUGUUGGGGGAGGCCGAGGGAGAAGGCAGUGUGUCCGUGGGCAGGACCCGGGCCACGAGGCCUGGGGGCUUCUUCCCACCUCCCCCCGGAAGGAGAGCUCGGCCCCUCCCCGGCCUCUGAUGCCCGGGCUCUGGAGCACAGCAAGCCCAGGGCUGGAUGCUGGGCCGCCUGUGUGGUUUCGGUUUUCUCACCUGUACGCCGGGGACACGGGCACGGUUGGUCUUUGGGAUGAGACAGCCUAUGGAGCACCCGGCAUGGGAUCAUCCGUGUCCCUCUGUCACAGCCGCGCAGGCCGUGGCGGGAAGACGGAGGGAGCUGUGGAGUGCAGAAGGCACUAGAAGCAAACCAUGCCCACAUCUCACUUUCGCGAUGGAGAGACCGUGGCCAGUUGCUCCCGUCUGGUGAUUUUUACAAAUCCUUCGAGUCCCGCCUGAGGGCCCGGCUCCCCCCAAGUCACUGGUCUGGCACCGUCCCUACUGUCUGGGAUGUCCUUGCCGCUGGGCUCAGCUUCUCCUAGAUGGAUCCCAGUGGUGCUCGAUCGAUGCUCAGGGUUCCUCCAGCCCCUCGGAGGGCCUGGGUUCCGGCCAAGCCGAUCCUUCUUCCUGCUGCCUUCUCCCUGGGAACUGUGGGGCGGCUUCUCGGUGUCCCUGAUCCCCUGCCCACAACUGCAGGGAGCUAUGGGCGCGGCAGCCGCAGGGCGUCCCCGGUGUGAUCUGACAGUGCGGACCCCCGGCUCCCCGGGAAGCAGCGGCGGCUUUGCACACAGCGAGGCGGCGACCCCCGAGGCACAGCACGUGCAGCAUCUUGGGUCCAGGUAGAUGCACAUUUCAGACGAGAUGUGUGCUCUUUGGUGUUCGUGCGGGUUUUGUAGCUGUAACAAGGAGACUCGGUCCCCCAGAAAAUAUUUUUUUAAUGUAAAAAAGUGAUUGAUUGGAGACAUUUCAGUUUCCUGUUUUUGUUUUCUGAAGGUUCCUAUAAAGAUGGAGAAUGUAGGAAUUCCUGAUCUGAUGCCAGAGAUUAUUUUUGCCCUGACCUGCUUAUUUUCACUUUUAAGCUUGUAUAAUGCUCUGUCCUCUCCUAUUUAACUCAAACAUGCACCAAGCUCUCACGGCUGAUGAGGGCUUGUCGCUAGACUCGCCCUUCUCCUAGCUGUCCGCGGUCUGUGUUUACUCGUCCC